Messenger RNA from Siniperca chuatsi (mandarin fish), 4323 nucleotides. Its product is annotated as NACHT, LRR and PYD domains-containing protein 12-like. Lineage: Eukaryota; Metazoa; Chordata; Actinopteri; Centrarchiformes; Sinipercidae. The transcript is spliced from 11 exons. Gene Ontology annotation, molecular function: protein binding. The record is from RefSeq and is a predicted model, not a curated record. Bases 90 to 3371 code for a protein of 1093 amino acids.
ACAGUUGAGGAUGUUGUGAGUUUCAGCUCAGUGGAUUUGAGUCUUCCUGAGGACAGUGAGGCUCCCCGGUCCUACCACAAUGAUCAGACAUGACUGGACAGCUGGCUGCAUGGAAACAAACAGACGUCGAAGGAAGCAGACUGACUGAAGGCCAGAAGAUGAGUGUUUGUGUGGAGGAAGAGGAGGACAGAGCAGAGUCUCCAGGAUCCAGCUGUCUGUCUCUGAAGAGUGACUGGUCCAAAGCUGAUCCUCCAGACUUCAGUAAUGAACCUGGACCCUCAGACACAAAAGAGAGGAAGAGGAGUCAUGUUUCUGUGGAGGAGCAGCCGUCCUGCUGUGCUUUGUGUCAGGACUUCCUGAAGGAUCCAUUCUCUACCAGCUGUGGACACUGGUUCUGCAGACGGUGCAUCACCUCAUACUGGGACCAGUCUGCUUCAUCAGGAGACUCCUCCUGUCCCCAGUGUGGAAAAAGAUCCAGAACAAGACCUGGACUGCAGAACGCCAGUCAGACCAGCACUGUACAAACAGAUAGUGGUCUGCAGGAGGUUUUAGAUGAACACAAGAUCAGUCUGAGGAGGAGAUGUGAAUGUGUGACUGAAGGAAGUGAUGAAACAGGAAGUGGAACCCUCCUCAACAGGAUCUACACUGAGCUCUACAUCACAGAGGGACAGAGUGAAGAGGUUAAUACCCAACAUGAGGUGAGGCAGCAUGAGGCAGCUUCCAAGAUGGAGACCCUCCAUGACACUCCAAUCAAGUGCCACGACAUCUUUAAAUCCUUACCCGGCCAACAGGGACACAUCAGAGUCGUUCUGAUGAACGGCGUCGCUGGCGUUGGAAAAACCUUCUCAGUGCAGAAGUUCACUCUGGACUGGGCAGAGGGCUUGGAAAACCAAGACGUCAGUCUGCUGAUUCUGCUUUCGUUCAGGGAGCUGAACUUGAUCAGAGAUGAGCGGUACAGUCUUCUCGAGCUGCUCCAUGUUUUCCAUCCAACAUUACAGAAGCUCACAGCAGAGAAGCUCGCUGUCUGUAAACUUCUGUUCAUCUUUGACGGCCUGGAUGAAAGCAGACUUUCACUGGAUUUCCACAACAAUGAGGUUGUGUCUGAUGUCACACAGGAGUCAUCAGUCAACGUGCUGCUGACAAACCUCAUCGAGGGGAAUCUGCUUCCCUCGGCUCUCGUCUGGAUCACUUCCCGACCUGCAGCAGCCAAUCAGAUCCCUCCUUCAUGUGUUGGCAGGGUAACAGAAGUACGAGGCUUCACUGACGCCCAGAAGGAGGAGUACUUCAGGAGGAGAGUCAGUGAUGAAGAGCUGUCCAGCAGAAUCAUCUCCCACAUCAAGACAUCCAGGAGCCUCCGCAUCAUGUGUCUAAUCCCACUCUUCUGCUGGAUCACUGCUACAGUUCUGGAGCACGUGUUGACUACAGACCAGAGAGGAGAGCUGCCCAAGACCCUGACUGACCUGUACUCGCACUUCCUGCUGGUUCAGACAAAGAGGAAGAAGCAGAAGUAUGAUGAGGGACAUGAGACGAGUCCACAGGAGCUGACGGAGGCUGAUAGGAAGGUUCUUCUGAAGCUGGCGUUUGAACAGCUGAAGAAAGGAAACAUCAUGUUCUACCAAGAAGACCUGGAGCAGUGUGGUCUGGAUGUCUCAGAGACCUCGGUGUACUCAGGAGUUUGUACAGAGAUCUUCAGAAGAGAGAGUGUGAUCUUCCAGAAAACAGUCUACUGCUUUGUUCAUCUGAGCGUUCAGGAGUUUCUGGCUGCCGUCUACAUGUUCCACUGUUACACCAAGAGGAAUACAGAGGUACUGCAGGUUUUCCUGGGAAAGACAUCCCUGGAUGUCUUCCUGAGGAGCGCUGUGGAGAAAUCCUUUAAAAGUGAAAAUGGCCACCUGGACCUGUUUGUCCGCUUCCUUCAUGGCCUCUCUCUGGAGUCCAACCAGAGACUCUUAGGAGGCCUGCUGGGUCAGACAGACAACAGUCCAGAAAUCAUCCAGAAAGCCAUCAACAACCUGAAGAACAGGAACAUGUAUAAGAUCUCUCCUGACAGAAGCAUCAACAUCUUCCACUCUCUGAUGGAGAUGAACGACCACUCAGUACAUCAGGAGAUCCAAGAGUUCCUGAAGUUAGAGAACAGAUCAGAGAAGAAACUCUCUGUGAUCCACUGCUCAGCUCUGGCCUACAUGCUGCAGAUGUCAGAGGAGGUUCUGGAUGAGUUGGACCUAAAGAAGUACAACACAUCAGCGGAGGGACGACUGAGACUGAUUCCAGCUGUGAGGAACUGCAGACAGGCUGUACUUUCUGGCUGUGGACUCUCAGAGACGCACUGUGAAGUCGUGGCCUCAGCUCUGAAGUCCAACCCCUCCCUUCUGAGAGACCUGGACCUGAGUUAUAACAACCUGCAGGGUUCAGGAGUGAAGCUGCUGUCUGCUGGACUGGAGAGUCCAAACUGUAUACUGGAGACUCUGAGAUUGAGUCUCUGCAGUUUGUCAGAGAUCAGCUGUGCUUCUCUGGCCUCAGCUCUGAAGUCCAACCCCUCCCAUCUGAGAGAGCUACAGCUGAGCUACAACGACAAGCUGCAGGAUUCAGGAGUGAAGCUGCUGUGUGAUUUUCUGGAGAGUCCACACUGCAGACUGGAGACUCUGAGAUUGAGGGGCUGCAGUUUGUCAGAGAUCAGCUCUGCUUCUCUGGCCUCAGCUCUGAAGUCCAACCCCUCCCAUCUGAGAGAGCUGGACCUGAGUCUCAACAAGCUGCAGGAUUCAGGAGUGAAGCUGCUGUGUGAUUUUCUGGAGAGUCCAAACUGCAGACUGGAGACUCUGAGAUUAAGUCGCUGCAAUUUGUCAGAGAUCAGCUGUGCUUCUCUGGCCUCAGCUCUGAAGUCCAACCCCUCCCAUCUGAGAGAGCUGGAGCUGAACUACAACAAGCUGCAGGAUUCAGGAGUGAAGCUGCUGUGUGAUUUUCUGGAGAGUCCACACUGCAGACUGGAGACUCUGAGAUUGAGGUGCUGCAGGUUGUCAGAGAUCAGCUGUGCUUCUCUGGCCUCAGCUCUGAAGUCCAACCCCUCCCAUCUGAGAGAGCUGGAGCUGAGUCACAACGAGCUGCAGGAUUCAGGAGUGAAGCUGCUGUCUGCUGGACUGGAGAGUCCAAACUGCAGACUGGAGACUCUGAGAUUGAGAGACUGCAGUUUGUCAGAGAUCAGCUGUGCUUCUCUGGUCUCAGCUCUGAAGUCCAACCCCUCCCAUCUGAGAGAGCUGGAGCUGAGUGACAACGAGCUGCAGGAUUCAGGAGUGAAGCUGCUGUCUGAUCUUGUGGAGAGUCCAAACUGCAGACUGGAGACUCUGAGAUGGAAGCCGUGGCCUCUGUCAGUGUAAGUGAUCAGAAAGGCGGUUGUGUUGAGAGGACCAGCUGUGUCCUGAUGAUCCAGAGGUUGAAGCAGCAGCUGGUGUGUGUGGAGAGGCUCUGACUGGGCCAUGUUACUGGGAGGUGGAGUGGAGAGGAGAGCUGACGGAGGAAUCACAACAAGUGGAGAUGAGUCUCAGUGCUGCAGUCUGAACUGCUCUGAGAUCAGCUCCACUGUCAGACACAAAGGCAAGUCCACCAUCGUCCCUGUGUGUUCCUCUGGAUGUGGCAGAGUAUCGUCAGUGGAUCUGGACUCUCUGCUGCUGCUCUGUCCUUCUACACCGUCUCUGCAGACACAGUGAGACUCCUCCAGUCCUUCUGCUCCACACUCAGCCACCUCCUCCACUUCCUCCACCUGCACCUGGACUUUAUUUAGUUUACACUUAUUUUAAUGGAUUUUUUCUGUUUUGCUCUCUGUUGCAGCUCCACCUUGUUGAAAGGUGGAGAGUUGCAGUUAAUUCCCACAUUAUAUUUCUAAUUAAUGGAAGUUGAUGUGAGAAAGCAGCAUCCAGCCUGCAUGCAUAAAGUUACCGCUCUGAAGUUCUGUUUUUUACCACCAAUGCCAGACUUUUCUCACAGUUUAACAGAUGAAUGUUUAUAACACACAGAAAGAAGAUAAAACCUGUAGAAAGUUUGUGUUGAACUGAAGCUUCACUUAGAUCUACAAACUCUUUUGACAUGAAAUGAAUCAGCAUUUCAUAAAUAAAAGUACUAAGUCUAAACUUCAGUGUCAUUAUUAGGGAUUAAGAUUAUGUACAUAUAUAUGUUUGUACCAUUUUCUCAUAGCGUGACAGUUGUAGAAAAACACAAACCCUAAUAUUCAAAUCAGAUUUUCUUCUCAUGUGAUGUAAAUCUCCACAAUCAAGCUUCUGUAAAUAUACUCGUCCUGCAUGUUGCUGUAAAUAAAGCCCCGGUGAUCUGGAA